AGCUUCCCCUCUCACUCUCACUCUCACUCUCCCUCUCCCAUUGCCGAUUCUCUCUCUCUCUCUCUCUCUCCCCAAUUCCAAUUCCAUUUUUUUUUUGUUUGUAUACAAAUAUAUAAAGAUGAUGUCGAAGACGUUCGAAGGAGCGAACGUGUUCAUGUCUCGGAACCUAGUGCCGCCGGAGAUCUUCGAUUCGCUUCACGACUCUCUCAAGCACAACGGCGCCAAGCUCUUCCUCUGCUCCGAUCCUUCUCGAAACGGCCCCGAUGAUUUCCAUGUCAUCUCUUCUACUGAUCAUGAAAAAUUCGAGCUUCUUCAAAAAAAGGGUUGUAAUUUGCUCGGUCCUCAAUGCGUGCUUUCUUGUGCAAAAGAACAUAGACCGCUUCCUAAACAAGGGUUUACUUGUUGCCUCGCAAUGGAUGGAGUCAAAGUACUGGCAUCCGGUUUUGAGAUGGAUGAAAAGCUUGAGAUUGGAAAGAUGGUGACUGCUAUGGGGGGAGUGUUGCAUGCUAAAACAUCUUUGGAUGUCAGCUUUGUUAUUGUAAAGAAUGUUUUGGCUGCAAAAUAUAAGUGGGCAUUGAAUGUUUUAAAGAAACCAAUCGUCACAUUAAACUGGUUACAUCAGUGUUGGAAAGAGCAUCGUAUUGUUUCUCAGGAGUCAUACAGGGUUCUUCCUUUUUCUGGAUUGACAGUCUGUGUUACCAGAAUUCCUGCAGAUGAGCGGAGGGAGAUGGAGAAAGUUGUGGUGCAAAAUGGUGGCAAAUAUUCUGCUGAAUUGACCAAGAAGUGUACACAUUUAGUUUGUGAUGCUCCUGAAGGUGACAAAUACAAGGUCGCCAAACGAUGGGGUCAUAUUCAUAUCGUUACGCGUAAAUGGUUUGAUCAAUCUGUUUCUAGAAGAGUGUGUCUUAAUGAGGAGUCCUAUCCUGUUCAGGGUGGAUCUUCAUCUUCAAUAAAUGGCAUGAGGACUUGUUUGUUGGCACGGCGCAGCCAAGACAAAGGUGUGGGAAAUUCGCAAUGUGCCCCAUCGUCAGUGGCUGGAGAUUCAAAUUUGGAGACUGUUUUAUGUGGUGGAAUUGCAGAUCCAGAAUUAGAAGCUACUCUCUCACAGAACGUUUCUACUACAUUUUCGGACACAUCUAUCUUUGUCAAAGAGGAGAGUGGAGCCCUUGCUAAGCAGCCUAAAAGUGAUACAAAUUUUGAUGGAUGUGUUGCUGAUGACUCUCAAAAUGAGGACAAUGAUUUGUACUUGUCAGAUUGCAGAAUUCUACUACUUGGUUUUGAUGCCUCUGAAAUGCGUAAGCUAGUCAACAUGGUCCGUCGAGGUGGUGGGUCCCGUUAUAUGUCAUUCAAUGAAAAAUUGACGCACAUAGUUGUUGGAACUCCAUUGGAGAUUGAGAAAAAGGAGGUAAGGGGCCUUGCAGCUUUAGGUGUCAUUUAUGUGGUCAGAACCGUGUGGCUUGAAGAUUGUGAUCGCACAAAAAAAGAAGUUCCUGUCCUUCAAAGGCACAUUGCUUAUGAGUUACUUCUUCCAAAAGAUCCUGUAUGCUCCAAUAAAGGAGCCACAAUGGGCAUAGCUGGUAUGAAACAGGGGAAAGCCUCCGCUGUUCAGUCUAUCUUGCCAGAUGAUCAAUUAUGGGGAGCUACAAAUUCUGGAUCUGGGACUCCAUUGGAUAAAAACGACGAAUUAAAAGUUAACUUGACUGAGGAUAGCUCUUUGAGACCAACAGUGAGAUCUGAUAAGCAUAUCCAGUUUUGUGCUUUUAAUGGUAAAGACAAGGAUCCACAGAAGACACAACGUCCUUCAUGCAAUGAAAUUCUGGAUGUGAAGUCAUUGAAUGUAUUUAAAGGGAAGCUAUUUCGUUUUGCAAGUUCAUUUCCACAAGCUAGGAGGGCUGAAAUUAUUCAAUGGGUUAAUCAAGGGGGAGGAGCAGUGGUGGAUGAGCAGACUGAACAGAAUGCACACUUCACUGUUGAGUGCCAUGGUGUGGUACCCAGCCUGGUUGAUGUUUCCAGAACUACCCACAUAUCCAGUCACUGGAUUCGGUCUUGUUUGGAGGAUGGAUGCUUGCUGGAUGUUCGUAGUCACAUUCUCUAUUCUCCACUGCCAUGCCGGGUUCCUUUCCCUGGGUUUGAAAGGUUUCGUUUCUGUGUUUCUCAGUAUGAUGAGAAAGACAGGCUGCUACUAAGAAAUUUAUGCUUCAUUCUUGGAGCCAGAUUUGUUGAAAAACUGACUAAAAAGGUCACCCAUUUAUUGUGCAAGUUCACCAAUGGUCCAAAAUAUGAGGCUGCUUGUAAAUGGCAGAUACAGACAGUUACAUGUGAGUGGAUUUACGAGUGUAUUAAGCAGAGUGAAGUUGUUGCACCCGGUUCAUUUUGUCCAAAGAAAGUUACUUCUCAGGACCGAGAGGCAGGACUCUGCACUUUAAGCCAGUAUCCUACACAAGCCACUAGAAUGAUAUCUGGAGAUGAUGCAUCUCAGUUUCCAAGUCAGUCCCAGGACCCGAGAAAUAUACAGAGUCGAGCUAUUGGCACGAGUGACAACAGUAGGGAAGAGGCAAAGUUUUCAAGUAUUUGUGGUAAAAGGGCAAGGCUUUUUGAAGAAGACAUUGAUAAGGGUAUACUAUCUUCUGGAUCAAAUCAUAGUGAUCCUACCUGCAAAAUGACUUCCACAGGAAACAACAUACCACGAAACACUGGAGAAGUUUCUAAUGCUGUACCUGACGUGGCUGCUGCUAUUGAGGAUUUGUUAGCACAGACUAGUAAGAUUCAUGAUCUGAAGUCUCCGGGGAGUAUCGAAUGCGAUAAAAAUCUUUUCUCAUCUGAUUGUUCAAUCCUUGGUCAAGAUCAGGCAGAUCCGCAUUCUGCCUUUGUGUUGUCCAAGCACUGGAUAAAUAGGGCUGACAGAAAGGAUGAUGUUUGUGAUCCUUCUGGAGAUCGGAAUGCAGGCAUGUAUGACGGCUUUAGUGAAACGCAAACAGAAUCUCAGGUUGUUGGUUAUGAAGAAGAUUUAUCUGGCCGGCAAAUGAUUAUAGAUAGAGUCCGAACAAGGAGUAGCAUGAUUUGAACUCCCACUGCAACUCUCAACUGACCAAAAUGACAUGAAUACCAGUACAGAGAAACAGAACAAAAACAACAUGCUGAAUUUAGGGUUCAAGAAAUUGAAUAUAGUAAAUGAGUCUGUUGUAUUCGUAUUGGAUGUGAGCCCUUUAGGUAAGGAUUAGAUAAGGUCUUUAAUCUCCUUGCAAGUUAGCCAUUUUGGGCUGUGUGGUAGGUUGACCCUCGUGAAAUUCAUUUGGGUAUUUCCCGUUGUGUAGAUACGAACAUUCCUACCUCUUGUUGAAAGAGAGAAGAAAAAAAAAAAAAAAAAAAAAAAGAA
Messenger RNA from Camellia sinensis, 3376 nucleotides. It is a transcript of the gene MEI1, whose product is annotated as transcription coactivator. The record is from RefSeq and is a predicted model, not a curated record. NCBI's taxonomy places the organism in Eukaryota, Viridiplantae, Streptophyta, Magnoliopsida, Ericales, Theaceae. Gene Ontology annotation, biological process: mitotic G2 DNA damage checkpoint signaling; DNA replication initiation; mitotic DNA replication checkpoint signaling.